This is a messenger RNA of Laccaria bicolor S238N-H82, 892 nucleotides long. RefSeq lists its product as uncharacterized. NCBI's taxonomy places the organism in Eukaryota, Fungi, Basidiomycota, Agaricomycetes, Agaricales, Hydnangiaceae. The coding region runs from base 13 to 774 and encodes 253 amino acids. The transcript is spliced from 5 exons. The record is from RefSeq and is a predicted model, not a curated record.
CGUCUCUCCCCCAUGGAACGAAGCCGAAUAGUAUCACGUCUCGGGCUCCUAGCCGUUGUCGGGUUUUGGCUCUUUUCGCUUGUGCUCUCAACUUACCCUCUCUUCUAUCACGACCGUUCAUUCGCACGGGAGAAAUCCUUCUCCAUAUCGCGGAAAUUGGCUGGCCAGCGGACCCGUUUCUGUGACUUACUUUCUGAAGACGAUAAACUACAGCGGGGCGGGUGGUGGUGGACUUUGACUCAGAUGGUGAUGGCCCAGCAGGAUUCGGAAAUUUGUACAGAUGGCGGACCCGCUAACCCGUCAUGGGAAGGCCUCAAAGGCGGCGAACACUGUUUACGAUAUGCCACGCGGGAAUACACAGCCAAACUCGUUAAUACUCCCUCAGGUGCCGACGCCUUGAAAACGUGCAGGGAAACCCCUGUGGGAAUUCACGAGGCCGCUUUGUUCCCAGAUUUCUGUCAGGAUUUGGGCUCAUGGGGAGGCGUAUGGGGGCACUGGGUCAUUGACUUUGCCGAAUCGGAUUGUAGAACGUGGUGGGGCGAUUUUGAGGAUAGGGGAUGCGUGGACCACGGAUCGACAAUGGAUACCAGGCGCUUCGAAUCUCGUCUCGAAAAUUUGAGAGAGGGAGACGACUGGCAAAUCAUGUGCGCCACGACGCCUGCUGACUUUGAGAAGUCCAACUUUCCCCUUGCUUGCACAAACUCGGGCAAGCCAGGGGUUUACGGUAUAUGGGAAUUUGAGGAUAAAACAUGUUACGACAUUCUGCCGUCUUGAACUGUCAUCACCUUUUUUUGAGGCGCAUCUCAAGAAUCCUCCAUGACUCCUGAGGCCCGAGGAUCUUUCUCCUUGCAUGUAUUUUUAGUUUUUUUGGAAUUGUACUCGUCCUCUGCUC